AUAUUAAAUAUUUUUCAAAGGAAUUGUUUUUUCUUCUUCUUCUGGGUGCGUAUAUGCCAUCUGGUUCUGCCCAUUUCUCCACCUUUCCUCCUACCUUCAUUGCUUUCAAUCGCUUUGACCAUUUCGUCCUUCACCUUCCCCAUUCGAUCCAUUUACAGUUCCAAUCUCCACCAUCCUUUUAUUCUACUCCACUUCUCCUAUUCAUUUCUGUGAUCCGAUUCCUCAGAAAAUCGCUAACUUGCUUUCGCAAUACCAUUUUUCGAGAAUCUUUCUUCGUCUGCUUCUGGGUUUUUAUUGAAGAAUUUGAGGUUAGAUAUUUCGUUUUUUUGGUGGUAUUAAGCAUGUCGGGGGCAGGAUUGCAGCUGACUCGGGGGCGGGACAAUCCUGCCAACGUGCGGAGGGCGCAUCAGAAUCAGCUGAAGGAUCAACGUCGUAGAGUGCAGAGCGAUGUUACGGCGAGCCAAUCGUCGUCCGUUGAGGAGAAAUUGGUGCCGUCGGUUAACCAGGAGCUGGAGAAUCGGGUCGGGUUGGGUGACCCACAAAAACCGGUUGCGGUGCCGGAUUUUGAGCCGGUCGUUUCGCCUUUGAGUAAUUUGAAGCGGUUUUUGGAGUCUAUCGCUCCAUCUGUGCCUGUGCAGUAUCCAUCCAAGACAACUAUGCGAGGAUGGAGAACAUGUGAUGUGGAAUUCCAGCCGUACUUUGUUCUAGGUGAUUUGUGGGAGUCCUUCAAGGAAUGGAGUGCUUAUGGUGCUGGGGUGCCACUUAUUUUGAAUGAGAGUGAUUCUGUAGUUCAAUAUUAUGUUCCAUAUUUGUCGGGUAUCCAGAUAUAUGUCAACUCUAUCAAAUCAUCAACAAAAUCAAGGCAACCAGUAGAGGACAGUGACAGUGAUUUUAGGGACUCAAGUAGUGAUAAUAGCAGCGAUUGUGAACUUGAAAGAAGAUCAAAUGGCGUGAGAGAACAAUUCAAUCAUCACAAUGUGGUGAGUGAAAUUCCUCUGAAGAUGGAUAGAUUGUCUUUGAGAGAUCAGCAGAUCAGUCAUCAAGAAGACUUCUCUAGUGAUGAGGGUGAAUCUGUUAAUUCUAGAGGUCACUUGCUUUUUGAGUAUCUUGAACACAAUCCACCUUAUAGCCGGGAACCAUUAGCUGACAAGAUAUUAGAUCUUGCUUCACAUUUCCCUGAUCUGAAGACUCUGAGAAGUUGUGAUUUACUACCUUUUAGCUGGGUUUCUGUGGCCUGGUAUCCAAUUUACAGAAUUCCAACAGGACCCACAUUAAAGGAUCUAGAUGCUUGCUUUUUAACAUAUCAUUCGCUUCACACGCCAGUUGGAGGCACACAAAGUGCGGAGACUGCAGUUGUAACCUAUCCCAGUGAGAUAGAUGGUGUUCCAAAGAUGUCCUUGCCUGUUUUUGGUCUCGCAUCAUACAAAUUUAAGGGUUCCUUGUGGACACCAAAUGGAGGAUUUGACCGCCAGUUGACAAGCUCCCUCUUGUAUGCUGCUGACAGUAGGUUGAGAACAUGUCAGGUCAACCAUCCAGAUUUCCUGUUUUUCUGCCGUAGGUGAUAGUCAGAUAUGUCUAUAACUGUAGUACUCCUACCAUUCCAGAUGUACAGUUGUAGCUCGUUACAUAAAGUUAAAAUCUCUUGAUUUUUAGGUCAAGAUCAAAAGGUUAGUCUAAUUCUCACUUCAUAAUAAUUUAUAAAGAUUAAAAAAAAAGAAGAAGAAACUGAUGCAGGUAGAGUGGUUUGGAAUGGAAGGAGAGCUUUUGCAAUAAUGCUCUUGACAUAAACUGAAUUAGGGAAUUCAGAGUUAGAGACGCUGAUGAAGAGCUGGAUCCAGCCACAGCCAGCCAAUUUAAAGGUGGUUUCGCUUGCUGUCGGCAUAUGUUUUCUUUAUUUGUGGUCACCAUAUUUUUCCUGAAGUUGUAAGAGACCCGGCCUUUUUUCUGUCCUGAUGUUCAGUUAGGAUUUUUAUUUAACAUUGUACACGGGAUUUGUUAGUGUGAUGGAAAGUGCCAACUCUGAGCCAUUCCAAUUAUGUAUUUGUACUGUAACUAUAUUGUUCAUUAACUUCUGUUAUACAGCAAAAAACGAAUUUCUUGGUCGUUCUUUGAUACUAAUAAAAUAUUUUGGCUAAA
Messenger RNA from Rubroshorea leprosula, 2136 nucleotides. The record is from the annotation of a GenBank genome assembly. NCBI's taxonomy places the organism in Eukaryota, Viridiplantae, Streptophyta, Magnoliopsida, Malvales, Dipterocarpaceae.